Topomyia yanbarensis is the source of this 1602-nucleotide messenger RNA. RefSeq lists its product as uncharacterized. Gene Ontology annotation, biological process: DNA integration. NCBI's taxonomy places the organism in Eukaryota, Metazoa, Arthropoda, Insecta, Diptera, Culicidae. Gene Ontology annotation, molecular function: nucleic acid binding. The coding region runs from base 1 to 1602 and encodes 533 amino acids. The transcript has a single exon. The record is from RefSeq and is a predicted model, not a curated record.
AUGGCGUGCGUAAUCCGGUUCGUGUCGAACUGUAGACGAAAGAGCAAAAAACUGCCGAUUGAGACGCUAAAAGCAACGAGCAGACAGAGCAAAGUACUACAACCAACGGCAGCUACGUCAGUACGCGUGGCGCUACAGCAAAGUGAGUACGAGAAGGCGGAACUAUGGCUGAUGAAGAUGGCACAGGCGGAGUGUUUCAUCGAUGAAUUGAAGGUACUGGUCAGGAAUAAGGAUCGGCCGGUGUGCCAAUGGCUGGCGAUCGAGAAGUCCAGUGCACUCUACAAACUUACUCCGCUGAUUGACGAAAACGGGCUGAUUCGAAUGGAGGGGAGAGCAGAGAAAGCAGAGCUGCUGUCAUUCGAUCUACGUUUUCCAACGAUCCUGCCACAUCAGCAUAAAAUCACGCAGCUGAUUGUUCAGCAUUACCACGAGAAGAGCGGUCACGGAUAUCGACAGGCGGUGAAGAACGAGCUAAAGCAGCUGUUCUACAUUCCGCAGCUUGACGCAGUAGUCCGGAAGGUGUCGUCGUCUUGCGUAUGGUGUAAGGUCCAUCGAAGUCGGCCUCGAGUUCCACGAAUGGCUCCGCUACCAGUGCAGCGGCUAACACCGAAUCUUCGUCCCUUUAGUUACUCAGGUGUGGAUUAUUUGGGCCCAUUUGCUGUUACUGUAGGACGCCGAACGGAGAAGAGAUGGGUCGCAUUGUUCACCUGCUUGGUAACCCGCGCGGUGCACCUGGAGGUGGCUCACGGACUGACUACGCAGUCGUGCUUGAUGGCGAUUCACCGGUUCAUUGGUCGGCGAGGUUGGCCGAUGGAGUUUCUGUCCGACAAUGAGACGAACUUCCUAGGAGCCAGUAAGGAACUGGAAGGAGUUGUCCGAGAAAUAGGAGAAGAUUGUGCGGAUCAGCUGACUAGCGCGAGAACGAAGUGGACGUUCAACCCCCCUUUGGCUCCUCACAUGGGAGGAGUAUGGGAGCGUCUCGUUCGGUCGGUUAAGGAGGCAUUCGUGGCGCUUGAUGAUGGGAGACGGUUGACGGACGAAAUUUUGCAGACAGUAGCGGUAGAAGCGGAAGACAUGAUAAAUUCUCGCCCGCUAACGUACGUGUCUCAAGAGUGUGACGAAGCGGAGGCACUCACUCCAAACCACUUUUUGCGGGGACUCUCCCCAAAUCAGCCUAGCGUGAAUCUUCCCCCACCUCAUCCAGCAGCAGCACUUCGAGACGCGUUCCAGCGAUCGCGGCAAUUGGCCAGCAUUUUGUGGGAACGUUGGGUCAAGGAGUACGUUCCUUCGCUGAACCAGAGGACAAAGUGGUUUAUUGAGUCGAGACCAUUAAGAACAGGAGACUUAGUUUAUGUGGUAGAAGGCAGCAACCGGAAGUGCUGGAUCCGCGGGGUGAUAGACGAGGUUAUCGUGUCCGGUGAUGGGCGAAUUCGGCAGGCCUGGGUACGCACCAACAGUGGACGAUAUAGGCGAGCAACAGCAAAACUAGCCGUAAUGGAGUUUGGUAACUCUGAACUGGAUGCGAGCUCCGGGACAGGGUUACGGGCCGGGGAAUGUUCUGGCAUCACUGGCAGUUGCACCAUUGCAUCCGUGUCGAAUUGA